AUGAGCGCAUCAAGCAACAUCACGUCGACUUCGCAGCACGCCGAUACAAACUCGACCACUACACCGCUGAUUCGCGAGAGCAAGCCAGCCGAAGACAACAGUCUUUUAGCCAAAGGGAAGCGCAAGAUUCUAGGUCUGGGUAAGAAACACGAAGCCGCAGAGGACAAAAGUGCUUCGGGCAAGGCAGGAGCGACCCAGCGCACCAAGUCUCCCACGUCUGCUCCAACUCUGCUGCCGUCGCCUCCCCUCACUGACCAGCGAACGUCGCCUCGAGGAAGUCCUCGAAUCCGUCCAGUGGGCAUCGGCGCCUCGCCCAACCGCAGGAGCAUGCACCGCUCCACGUCGCCCGGCCUUCAUUCGCCAGCCUCGUCCGCUAUAUUCGAGCGCAACGUACAAGAGCCCGAGGACUCACGGAGGACCACAUACCACCCGCAUUGGGAUGCGUCGUCCUUGGCCAUCACAGAUGACCAUCUGAACCCCGACGAGGUUGAGAUUGUUAUGCACUCAGCCCACCAGCCAGCCGCGAGCGCUGUUGCAGGGGGCGCGACGGAUUCUGUAUACUCGCCGUCCCUUGCGCACGAGGAAUCCAUGGCCUCCAGCCACGCCGACGUCAACGAGCCAACCUCGAACUACGGAUCACUGGAUAUGACGGACCCACGUCGCCUGAGCUUCAUCUCGUUUGCGGACGUCGUACAAGCUGAGCACGUAGAGCAGGACAGGGAAAUGCUAGGCUCGAGCGAUGCACUGCAGUUUCAGAGCCUCUCGUCCACGGCCAACCGGUCCCCAUCGCCAGUGAGGUCUCCAGCGUCAUCGCGCGGAAUGAGUACAUCCCCGCCGACGAGUGGCGCUGCCUCCCCAGGGUUUGCGGAUCACGGUCGUACCCGUUCGCCGGGCAGCCCGAUGUCUCCGAGCAGCCCGCCAUUGGGCAGCGGCGAGCCUCCGCUUCAAAUUGAGACGAUGCGUCAGGCGCUGCGCAAGACGCACUCGGGUGAUCUGAGUGGUCACAGAUCUCAGCCAUUGAGCGCUGUUAGUCUGGAGGACAGCAAUGCGGAGCGCGCACCAUUCAGAUGA
Parastagonospora nodorum SN15 is the source of this 1071-nucleotide messenger RNA. RefSeq lists its product as hypothetical. Bases 1 to 1071 code for a protein of 356 amino acids. The transcript is spliced from 2 exons. NCBI's taxonomy places the organism in Eukaryota, Fungi, Ascomycota, Dothideomycetes, Pleosporales, Phaeosphaeriaceae. The record is from RefSeq and is a predicted model, not a curated record.